AUGGGCAUGAGCUAUCGCCGCUAUCUCGCUGGAGAGCGCAUUUAUGGCUGCUCUAACUGCAGGACCCAUCUGGCAACAAUACAUUCCAUGAUAUCCAGAGCGUUCAACGGCCAGCACGGCAGGGCUUAUCUCUUUGACGGAGUUGUCAAUGUUGUCGAGGGCGAGCCGAAUGAUCGCACCAUGACAACAGGCGCCCACACCGUGCGAGACAUCUAUUGCUGCAAGUGCAGCACCUGUCUCGGAUGGAAAUACGACAAAGCCUACGAGCCUUCUCAGAAGUACAAAGAAGGCAAAUACAUCCUUGAGCGUAAUCUGCUCACAGACGUUCAGUAG
Messenger RNA from Guyanagaster necrorhizus, 333 nucleotides. RefSeq names its product yippee-like protein. The transcript is spliced from 4 exons. The record is from RefSeq and is a predicted model, not a curated record. NCBI's taxonomy places the organism in Eukaryota, Fungi, Basidiomycota, Agaricomycetes, Agaricales, Physalacriaceae. The coding region runs from base 1 to 333 and encodes 110 amino acids.